AUGAUUUACUAUGUUACACAGAGUAAAGCUGACUUGCCACUUGUCUUUUUUCUCUGGCCAAAGCAUGUACUGUUGAAGAUCAAUGCUCUUAUUGCCAUUGGUAAAUCUGGUUCUAAUUUGGCAGUGCUUUUGAUGCAUGCCAUCUCUCACUCUAUGAGUGUUGUCACCGAUUCUCCCGUGCAUUCAUCCAGCAGUGAUGAUUUCAUUGCAUAUCUCGAUGCUGCACUAGAUGCAAACUCACCCGACUCAUCUACAGAUAAACAACCUCAAAACCAAGAUGAGUUUGAGAGUCUAAGAAUUAAAAGACGUAAAUUAGAAAGCGUCGAGGAAAGCGAGGGGACUACUUCAAAAGGAAUCAAUGAACAAAAUUUAGUUGUUGCAGAGGCAUCCAUGGAGGCAGAUCUAUGUACGCAUCCUGGCUCAUUUGGAAAUAUGUGUAUACGUUGUGGGCAAAAGUUGGAUGGGGAAUCUGGUGUGACAUUUGGGUACAUACAUAAGGGACUGAGACUUCAUGAUGAGGAAAUUUCAAGAUUGCGUGAUACAGACAUGAAGAGUUUGUUAUGUCGUAAAAAGCUCUACUUGGUUCUUGACCUAGAUCACACACUGCUAAAUUCCACUCACCUUGCUCAUUUGAGUUCAGAAGAGUUGGAUUUACUAAACCAGAAGAGUUGA
This is a messenger RNA of Abrus precatorius (Indian licorice), 672 nucleotides long. Its product is annotated as RNA polymerase II C-terminal domain phosphatase-like 4. Gene Ontology annotation, molecular function: RNA polymerase II CTD heptapeptide repeat phosphatase activity. The coding region runs from base 1 to 672 and encodes 223 amino acids. The record is from RefSeq and is a predicted model, not a curated record. The transcript has 5 exons. NCBI's taxonomy places the organism in Eukaryota, Viridiplantae, Streptophyta, Magnoliopsida, Fabales, Fabaceae.